AUGUCACGCGAGGACACGCUGUACCAGCUGAACAAGGACUUCGUCCAACAAGACGCCGCUCUGAUAAAAGACGUGGCCGAGUCGUGUUUGUAUGAUUAUGGAAAAUCGUACGAAGCGCUGGCCAAUUUGUUCCACGGCAACUCUUUGACGGAGCAGCCAAAGUUGUUGCAAAGUGUGCUGGUGCCAACUGAGGAGGUCGUGGACCGGCAGACGGUGCCAGAGAUGCCUCGCAUUUUGCCCGUGGGCUCGGACCUAACAACGGGGCCCAAUUCAACGGCACGGGCCCAAAGCCCAACACUCGGGAGUCGGGAGCCAUCCGAAAGUCAGCCCGUAAACAUUAGCAGCGGUGACACUGUGAUUUUCAACCCAUGUCCUUCAAGUCAGGCCUUGAACAACUCUUGUCCUCAAAAUGCAGCUAUCUGUAAAGUGUCUUCCGCCGGAAACACGACGCAUAUUCUUGGAUUUCAUGAAAAUGCCACCAUCAGCACUGUUAGCGCCAACACUCUAGUUCAAUACUCGUAUACCGAUGAUGAUAAUUCUUCAAAAAGCACGAGCGUCAAGUUGAUUUGUGCGUACAACGGCGAGGCUACGACCCUAGGACUGAUCCUGACGUCAAAAGAAGUUUGCUCGACUGACGUUCUGGACGAAGCAAAUGACGAUGAAUUUUCCUCUGGCGCCACAUUUCUCUUCAUCAUCUUUAGCCUGUUCGCCGCCUACUUCUUCGGUGGCAUGGCCAUUCUCAAGUACAUCAAAGGCGCUCAGGGCGUUGAAAUGAUUCCAAACCACGAGUUUUGGACGAGCUUGCCCUCCCUUGUCAAGGACGGCUUCUACUUUGCCAUGUCCGGAUGCAGAGGUUCACCGAGCUACGACAGAAUCUGAGAGUUGACACUCGUAAAGUUGUCCGGUGUUGGAUUACACAAGUACUGACUGACGAGUACUGAUUAACAAGUACUGACUGUACGUCGAGAUUUUUAGGGAUAUUUACUUACUAACAGUGAUAAGGAGAGCUCGAAUAAUCAAAUGAAAGCAGGAUCCUGUAAUUUGUGCUGUGUGUUCACAUCUGAUUUCUAUAUAUAUUUACUACAAUUAAAAUUAAAGGCAUAUUUUAGUAGGAAAA
Messenger RNA from Cloeon dipterum, 1117 nucleotides. RefSeq lists its product as uncharacterized. The coding region runs from base 1 to 879 and encodes 292 amino acids. The transcript is spliced from 7 exons. Gene Ontology annotation, cellular component: trans-Golgi network. The record is from RefSeq and is a predicted model, not a curated record. NCBI's taxonomy places the organism in Eukaryota, Metazoa, Arthropoda, Insecta, Ephemeroptera, Baetidae.